Molecule: messenger RNA, 35635 nt
Organism: Pelobates cultripes (western spadefoot toad)
Lineage: Eukaryota; Metazoa; Chordata; Amphibia; Anura; Pelobatidae
Source: the annotation of a GenBank genome assembly
UGUGACAUGUGUGACUGCAGCAGGGUCAGGCAGAGAGUGCCUAUCUGGUGACUGCAAUGCUGUGGAAGAUCACAAGCAGGGCCCUCCGCCUCUGGAAACCCCCACCCCUCCACCACCAUGCCCUGAGGCCAGUGUCCCUGUCUGUGUACCCCCAGGCUGGGCUAGCAGAUGAGAGGUUACAGAUCAAAGUGCAGGGGCUCAGUCCCAGACAGCAGGUGACUCUCAGAGCCCUGGUAGUGGAUGACCAGGACUGCCUCUUUGACUCCUGUGCCCACUAUGAAGCUGAUAACUCAGGCCUCAUUGAUUUGGAGAGGGACCCCUCCCAUGGGGGUGAUUAUAGUGGGGUGCUGCCCAUGGGCCCCCUGUGGAGUCUGUCCCCCUCUGUCAUGGAGAAACCUUACAAACGACUAGAGAAGAAAGAUGUUCAGAAGCUGCCUAUGGUCCUGGAGCUGUUAGUCCACAAGGGGCAUUUAAAUCCCACUGCUAUACCUGGAGAGGUGACUGCUAGAGUGAAAGUUCACAGAUUGUUUUGUGGCCCUGGAGUGAGAAGGAUCAGGCUGAGAGAGGGCAUGGUGAGAGGCACUUUGUUUUUACCCCCAGGUAAUUACUUACAGUGAAUGUAAUCUCCUCCAUUCGCAUGCAGUUUGCAUUUAAAAUAGCACAAAAUUCCAUACUUUUUCUAUAGUCCGCUUCCUCCUCUUCUAACAUUGACCCUUGAAAUGUAUGAGUGGAUGCCAUGGGCCGCCAUGAGCCUUGUGAAUCCCCUGUGUCCCAUUCGGUUGGUGUGUGGUUAUUCUGUAACAUUUCAGAGGGUAAAAUGAUGAAACUAGUCUUCUGUGAAAGGCUGCAAAGGCGAGUUUCCUUGAAUACUCCAUUUGUUCAUAUAUGAUCUGAUCCAUAUAUUGUCUGGCGCAGGAAAUACAGAGACAGCUCAAUCAUAUACAGGUCACCAAGUAUUGCUAUGGCUUCUUGGGUCCAACACCUAGACAUUAGAGAAUGUAGUUAAAAAUAACAAGAGGUAUUGGUGGUGGGGGGCGGGGGGAAAGUAUAAAAGAAAAACAAGACGCAUUGGAAAGAGGAUAAGGCUGAUAGAUUUUAGAACUAGCAGAGGUGCCGCAUUGUGUACCAGUAGAUCACAGUUGCAAAGUGUUUUAUUUUAUUUUUUUCCCCGGAUGUCUACUGGUGCUGCUUGUAUCUGAAUAUAAAUGUUAUUCUAAUGUUAUUUAUGCCAUCACAUUCAGCAGCAAUGUACAAUUUAUGUAGGUGUACAUAUUGCUAUGGCAGAAGUUGAUUUCUCGACUAAGGAGCUUACAAUCUAGUACAGUAACACCUCUGUGUAAAGUAUCAAGCAAGAAUGGGAGCUAAUGGAAGUCUUCUUCAUAACCUUGCCUAUCAGUGUGCGUACUAAUGGAAGCAGCUGUGAUUAUUCUAAAUGUUAUUAUUUCAGUAUAUAAUUUUACAUUUCAUUGUUUUUCAUUCUCUGACUGUUUAUAAACUAACCAUAGAAUGCUCGUUAUCAGUUUGAGUUGUUGAUGGCCUCUGUUCUCACACUUAGGUGAGGGACCAUUCCCUGGCGUGAUUGAUAUGUUUGGGGAUGAUGGUGGACUAGUGGAAUAUCGCUCCAGUUUGCUGGCCAGCCGAGGGUUUGCUGCUUUGGCUCUGCCGUAUGUGGCUUUCGAAGACCUGCCACCAGCGAUGACCGAAUUUCACAUGGAUUACUUUGAACAAGCUGCAGAUUUUCUGGCUCGACAUCCCAAGGUAAACCUGAGUAGAAAAGACGGGAAUACAAAGUGGGCCAUUUCUAUAAACUAAACCAGCAGGUCCGGUGAAAAAGAAUCAGAGAAGAUAGUACCAGUCUAUCCUGGGUAUGAGCCCUGUAGAUUAGACAACUACAAAAUAUUGGAACACUAGGUUCCAAAAAACUGGUAAAUGUUGCAUACAGCAUAAAAUAAAGUAUGAAAUAGUGUACGGGGGUAGCUAAGGGAGAACUAAGCCUAAAAUCAGUAAAUGUGUAUCUAAUCAGGCUUCAUUGAUUUGUGUCUCAGAUACACUGUAACUGAAAUAUACAAAAUAAGAAAUCGCCGAUAAGAGGGAAGGAAUCUCAGAGAACAGUGGUAAUGGUGGAAACUGGUUCUAAUAUUGCAGGAAGUAAUCAUAUGGCCAGAGGUAAUAAGGUUCUAGUGCUGCAUCUAUCUUCACUUGUACACCCUGGCUACCAUGGCUACAAGGUAAAUAAAAAGCUACUAUGCAGCUAGCCAAUACCUCGGCUGUUCUAAGGAAAACAGCCUACUACCAGCACAGGGCAGAAAAUGGAUACCUGCAAUAAAGCAUUAUACCUCAGUUGCUGUGCUAAGUCUGCAACUUACCAAUACCAAAGAACCGUCCCCCUUGCAGAAUAGCUACCCCAGAACCUAAGAGAGCAGCGGUGAUGGUGGUAACUGGUUCUUAUAUUGUAGGAAAUCAUCAUAUGGCCAAAGGUAACACGGUACUAGUUCUGUAUCUGUUUCCACUUGUACGCCCUUAGUAAAAGGUAAAGUUACAAUGACCCAAAGGAGAAUAUAAAUAGGGACAGCUCGCUAAUACCUCUGGUGACCCAGUCGGCUAGACGACUUGGUCAGAACAUCUCCAAAACACAUUUUGUGGGGGUGUUCCUGCUAUGCUGUGGUUAGUACCUACCAAAAGUGGUGCAAGGAAAGUAGUGAAUUGGCGUCAGGUUCAUGGGCACCCUAGGCUCAUUGAUGCACACGGGCAGCAAUAGCUGGCACGUUCUAUAUUAUAGGUCUCUGGGUCAGUGCACCGAUCUGACGAUGUAACUCCAAGACUGGCUCAUUGUGCAAAUACCUGGGCAAACAGUGCAAUCCAUCCCACUAAGAUGACUUUCACGGCCUGGAGAAGGAGUCAGCAGGCACUGGGUCUUACUCCCAACAGCUAGGGGGUUAUGGCACACAAUAGCUGGAACCUGUGAGUCAGGUGCUUAAUGUGGCUAUUUGUGAGCUCCCAGUGAAAACUCAAUCAGCCACAGUUAGCUACUUUGAUCUAGGGCUUCAUUCAGAUCUAUUUCAUGAUCGGUUUUCCGUAGUAGCUGCACAGCUGUGAUAUAGGAAAGAACCUGUUAGAGGUUAGAACAUAACAUGCAAGUGUUUGUAGAGGCAGCAUUUGUUUCCCUGUGUUUAUAGAAGAAGGAAUGAAAACAUUUAGCUGCAGUGACUCUUCUUUGCACUUAUCAGCUGGUUGAAGAAGCGUAGGUGGUUAUGGUGCUUAGUGCUUGCCCUCUAAUUCAUUUAAAAAAUAGAGAAGGGGUGGCUUCUGCAGUCUGAUCUUUCCCCGACUUGUCACUCUGUAACUUGGCCAGAGUCUGUUCCUAUAAAUAUCUUGGUGUGUAGUUAAUAUCUCAACCUUUCAUUUUAUUUACAUACUGAAAUGAAUCAACCAGACUUUAACCCAGGAAGGUCAACAAUCUAUAUAAUCUAUUAUGCAGUUUUGUCCAUCUAUGUAACCACAUUUAAUAAAGUUUUAAUAUGUCUAACGACAUAGAUUGCCUGUCUAACUGUUGUAAAUAGCCAUAACCACCUCCUUUCUUCUUUGGAUAUUAAAGGGUUGCUGUAGACCUAAAAACAACAUUCGCUUAAUGAAGCAGGUUUGGUGUAUAGAACAGUGUGAGAUAAUGCUAAACUAACCAAUCAUAGCUCUCUGACAGCCAAGUCUCACUCUCGAGACUUGGCGGUCAAAGCACUCUGGUUGGUUUACUAGCCAACCAAUCAGAGAGAUCUUGAUCAAAUUGCAGUGUGGUAAACCCGCAGGCAUGGGCUGGGGGACAAGGAUAGUUUAGAUUUUUUGUAAUCCAGACCUGGAGUUGAAGUCUCUGAACCAGGAUUUAAAUGGGCACUAUAGUCACCAAAACAACUGUAGCUUAUUGUAUUUGUCCUGGUGAGUAGAAUCAUUCCCUUCAGGCUUUUUGCUGUAAACUGUCUUUUCAGAGAAAAUGCAAAGUUUACAUUACAGCCUAGUGUUAACUUCACUGGCUACUAGAGGUGCUUCCUGGGGCAGUGCUGCACAGUGUGACUGCCAUUCAGUGUCUCCACCCUCUGCAUGGAGACACUGAGCUUUCCUCACCGAGAUGCAUUGAUUCAAUACAUCCCUAUGAUGAGAUGUUUAUUGGCCAGGGCUGUAUUUGGCUUGUGCUGGCUCUCCCCCUGAUCUGCCUCCUUGACAGUCUCGGCCAAUACUAAGGGAAAGCAUUGUGAUUGGCUCAGAGAAUCACUUCUGAUGAUGUCAGCCAAGCAGGCAGAUCAGGGGCAGUAAGUCAAGUUUUACUAUAAAAGUAAUUCAAGUUUUACUAUAUUUACUAUUUACUUUUACUACUAGUAUAUGCUCUAUACUGAUGUAUAUGUAGAGGUUAUGGUGUAAGUGCUGUAGUAGCAGAACUCACACCCUACUAGUAUAUGCUCUAUACUGAUGUAUAUGUAGAGGUUAUGGUGUGAGUACUAUAGUAGCAGUACGCACACCCUACUAGUAUAUGCUCUAUACUGAUGUAUAUGCAGAGGUUAUGGUGUGAGUUCUAUAGUAGCAGUACGCACACCCUACUAGUAUAUGCUCUAUACUGAUGUAUAUGUAGAGGUUAUGGUGUGAGUACUAUAGUAGCAGUACGCACACCCUACUAGUAUAUGCUCUAUACUGAUGUAUAUGCAGAGGUUAUGGUGUGAGUUCUAUAGUAGCAGUACUCACACCCUACUAGUAUAUGCUCUAUACUGAUGUAUAUGUAGAGGUUAUGGUGUGAGUGCUAUAGUAGCAGAACUCACACCCUACUAGUAUAUGCUCUAUACUGAUGUAUAUGUAGAGGUUAUAGUGUAAGUGCUGUAGUAGCAGAACUCACACCCUACUAGUAUAUGCUCUAUACUGAUGUAUAUGUAGAGGUUAUGGUGUGAGUACUAUAGUAGCAGUACGCACACCCUACUAGUAUAUGCUCUAUACUGAUGUAUAUGCAGAGGUUAUGGUGUGAGUUCUAUAGUAGCAGUACGCACACCCUACUAGUAUAUGCUCUAUACUGAUGUAUAUGUAGAGGUUAUGGUGUAAGUGCUGUAGUAGCAGAACUCACACCCUACUAGUAUAUGCUCUAUACUGAUGUAUAUGUAGAGGUUAUGGUGUGAGUACUAUAGUAGCAGUACGCACACCCUACUAGUAUAUGCUCUAUACUGAUGUAUAUGCAGAGGUUAUGGUGUGAGUUCUAUAGUAGCAGUACUCACACCCUACUAGUAUAUGCUCUAUACUGAUGUAUAUGUAGAGGUUAUGGUGUGAGUACUAUAGUAGCAGUACUCACACCCUACUAGUAUAUGCUCUAUACUGAUGUAUAUGUAGAGGUUAUGGUGUGAGUGCUAUAGUAGCAGAACUCACACCCUACUAGUAUAUGCUCUAUACUGAUGUAUAUGUAGAGGUUAUGGUGUAAGUGCUGUAGUAGCAGAACUCACACCCUACUAGUAUAUGCUCUAUACUGAUGUAUAUGUAGAGGUUAUGGUGUGAGUACUAUAGUAGCAGUACGCACACCCUACUAGUAUAUGCUCUAUACUGAUGUAUAUGCAGAGGUUAUGGUGUGAGUUCUAUAGUAGCAGUACGCACACCCUACUAGUAUAUGCUCUAUACUGAUGUAUAUGUAGAGGUUAUGGUGUAAGUACUAUGGUAGCAGUACGCACACCCUACUAGUAUAUGCUCUAUACUGAUGUAUAUGCAGAGGUUAUGGUGUGAGUUCUAUAGUAGCAGUACUCACACCCUACUAGUAUAUGCUCUAUACUGAUGUAUAUGUAGAGGUUAUGGUGUGAGUACUAUAGUAGCAGUACUCACACCCUACUAGUAUAUGCUCUAUACUGAUGUAUAUGUAGAGGUUAUGGUGUGAGUGCUAUAGUAGCAGAACUCACACCCUACUAGUAUAUGCUCUAUACUGAUGUAUAUGUAGAGGUUAUGGUGUAAGUGCUGUAGUAGCAGAACUCACACCCUACUAGUAUAUGCUCUAUACUGAUGUAUAUGUAGAGGUUAUGGUGUGAGUACUAUAGUAGCAGUACGCACACCCUACUAGUAUAUGCUCUAUACUGAUGUAUAUGCAGAGGUUAUGGUGUGAGUUCUAUAGUAGCAGUACGCACACCCUACUAGUAUAUGCUCUAUACUGAUGUAUAUGUAGAGGUUAUGGUGUGAGUACUAUAGUAGCAGUACGCACACCCUACUAGUAUAUGCUCUAUACUGAUGUAUAUGCAGAGGUUAUGGUGUGAGUUCUAUAGUAGCAGUACUCACACCCUACUAGUAUAUGCUCUAUACUGAUGUAUAUGCAGAGGUUAUGGUGUGAGUUCUAUAGUAGCAGUACGCACACCCUACUAGUAUAUGCUCUAUACUGAUGUAUAUGCAGAGGUUAUGGUGUGAGUUCUAUAGUAGCAGUACUCACACCCUACUAGUAUAUGCUCUAUACUGAUGUAUAUGUAGAGGUUAUGGUGUGCGUACUAUAGUAGCAGUACUCACACCCUACUAGUAUAUGCUCUGUACUGAUGUAUAUGCAGAGGUUAUGGUGUGCGUACCAUAGUAGCAGUACUUACACCCUACUUGUAUAUGCUCUAUACUGAUGUUAUGAAUUUUGGAAUGGCCUUUUCAUUUUAUGUUUUAUUUAAAAGUCUGCCAUCACAUGCGGAUACAUUACUGCUUACAUUUUCCUAACUACAUAAGUGUCACAUUUAAUUUUCACGUUAGAAUUUUGGCUUAAGGCAACCUUUGUAACUAUCCAAGUGACUUGUUUGUGAAGCACUGUAGUUGAUGCCUCCAUUUCUGUGAUUUGAUUUAUUUAAAGGUUCGUGGACCUGGUGUUGCUGUGAUUGGAACUGGGAAAGGGGCAGACCUUGCUCUCUCUAUGAUCACCUUCCUACCACAAGUCGUGGCUGCUGUUUCCAUCUCCGGAUGCUGUGCCAACACUGCCGCCAGCUUGCGCUUCAGAAACUUCACCAUGCCGGCUUUACAAUACAACAUGAACAGAGUCAAAAUAUUAGAUUCUGCUGUCUUUGACGUGUUUGAAGCCUUAGAUGAUCCACUGAAUCCAAGCAACAGUCAGUGCCUCAUCCCAGUAGAGAAGGCAGAUGGACACUUCUUAUUUAUCGUUGGAGAAGACGAUUGUAACUGGAAAAGCUCUGUCUAUGCCAAGGCACUUGCACAUCGCUUGCAAGAAAACGACAAAGAGAAUUUUACCCUGUUAACUUAUCCUGGAGCUGGGCACCGGAUAGACCCUCCAUGUUCUCCAUUUUGUUAUACCACUAUCGAUAGAGUUCUCGGAGUACCCAUCGUUGGAGGAGGACAACUAGAGGCACACUGCCGCGCACAGGAAGAUUCAUGGGUGAAAAUACAGGAUUUCCUUAAUUUACACUUAAAAUGAUAAGAGAUCAGGAUAUGACUUAACCGGUAUUGAUGUUCCAAUGCCAUGGCUAACUGCUUGUAUUAUCAGGUAUCAGAGAUUCUUUGCUGGGUAUCUCUUUGUCUUCCAAAGUCAGUAUAUAUUUUUUAUGAAACGAUGAGGCAAAAUGGAGUAAGAAUUGCGAUUGGUUAAUAUUUGCCAGGUGUAUAAAUCUUAUUUUUAUAUCUUUGUUUAAAAAAAAAAAUGUUUUAACUAAUCAUCAACACUUUGUAAUGUCUGUAAAAUAAUUAUUGAUUGGCAAGAACUCUCUGUACUUUCAGAUGGGAAAAUACUGACAAUUCUGAAACUUUGGUUUUAUUUCAAUGUUCUUUAAUGUGAGUUGUGAAUAUAGCUUUCAUGGCAGUGUCUGUUUUGUGUACCUGGUCUAAAAUGAUGUGAUAGAGUUUAUUACGAACUCAAAAGUUUGCGCUAUUGUGUUAAAGAUUUUUAUGCUAUUGGUGAUGGGUGCCGUUUAGUGUAUCUGUCUUCUAAGUCACUUCCCUCCCCCUCCCUUCUUUUAGUAACGUUACACCCUGUGAAUAGACUGCGCAGAUCACCGCCUGGUAUUCCACAGUACUUUACCAUAGUGGCAAAUGAUUAUAGCGGCGCAUGGAGAUAUGAUACUCAUCAAACCAUUAACUAAUAGAAACAUAGAAUGUGACGGCAGAUAAGAACUAUUCGGCCCAUCUAGUCUGCCCAAUUUUCUAAAUACUUUCAUUAGUCCCUGGCCUUAUCUUAUAGUUAGGAUAGCCUUAUGCCUAUCACACACAUGCUUAAAGGACCACUAUAGGCACCCAGACCACUUCAGCUUAAUGAAGUGGUCUGGGUGCCUGGUCCAGCUAGGGUUAACCCUUUUUUUUUUUUUUUUAAUAAACAUAGCAGUUUCAGUCUCUCUUUUUGGACAGUCAUCAGAGGAGCAGAGUCUACAGACUUAAACUUCCCUAGUUGCCCUGUCUCCUGGAACAGUUAUUGGCUUGAGCACGCCAGCGGAGUAGUGUCUACAGACUUACUUUUCCCUAGUUGCCCUGUGGAGGACAUGAUUGCCUUCUCCAGUCCCACUAAUGUGGCAGUCAUCCUACUGCCCCCUCUUCCUGGCAUAUAGCAUCUCCAAAACCUUGUGCCUGCUGCUUUAUGCUACUACCUCCCAGCUCUCCCAUAUCCUCACUGUCUCCACAUGGUGGUUGAUACCUGCCCAACAUUGGGUGCCCGCUGAAUGCCUCGUGUGCUCUCCUAUCUGAGCUCUUAUUAAGGCAUGCACCACUCUAGACAUCAGUGGUUGCCUUAAUAAGAUUACAGUGUGUCCCCCAGCUGGUGUCCUGAGACUCUACAAUAUGGCAGACACCUCUCCAAAAUCUAUGGUUCUGCCUUAGUAAAUCAUACUUCCUCCUACUAUCCCCCGUUAGAAUUCUUUCUUUUAUUAGACAUAAACACGAAGAUGAGCCCUGGACAUACGUACCGGUAUGUAAAAUAUUUUAAUUUAAAACUUUGUAGCCUCUUCUAACUUAAAUAUAAUGUAUAGAUUUCAAUUAAUUACACUUUUACUUCUAUUUGUGAGUUGCCUGUAAUGUAAAUGUAAUCCUAUGGUGACAUCUUGUGGCUUAUUUUUUUAUUACAUCUAGCCUCAAAAUUAAAUGUGUCUUUCUUUAUUACUGGAAUUUAUAAAGCGCCUACAUAUUCCGCAGUGCUGUACAAUAAGGGGGCAGUGUCAUGUUCCAGGGUCAUGUUUGCAACCACAACAACUUAAAAUGUCACAAGUCUUCCCUAGGCCCUCAGCCUAUCAACGCCUUCCAAAAUUUACACCUCUGUUAACGAAGCUGCAGCGGGUGAUUGACUGUAUCCAUGUACUCGUGUUAAUUGAUGCUGCGCUGGCUGAUGAACAUUUGAAAGCAGGAUACUAAUGUUGCAGCUCACCCACAUCAAUACACAUACAAGGUUUACCCACUUUCUGCCCACAGCCCUCACCUUGGGAAUAUGGGGUAAAAAGGGGAAGAUGCUUGUUCUAAUCGAUAUACCUAGAGAAUGGUGGAAUGAAAAUCUGGAUCUCUAAACAGGAAGAAGCGCUUGUGGUCCUAAACUGAUUUUUAUUUAAACCAGGGUUUGAUACAUUUGCUUGGAAUCUAGGAAUCAGCUAAAAAAAUUUAGGAGCCAGUAUUUUUAACUAACAAAGCUUCAUUUUCAGCGACAAAAAUACAAUUCUUAAAGGUAGUCUGUAGUCACCAGAACCACAGCUGCUUAAAUUAGUGGCCUUAUUUCUAUUAUAAUAUACUGUAAUAUUCCCGCUAUAGCUGGCCUUAUUUCUAUUAUAAUAUAAUGUAAUAUUCCCACUAUAGCUGGCCUUAUUUCUAUUAUAAUAUACUGUAAUAUUCCCACUAUAGCUGGCCUUAUUUCUAUUAUAAUAUAAUGUAAUAUUCCCACUAUAGCUGGCCUUAUUUCUAUUAUAAUAUACUGUAAUAUUCCCACUAUAGCUGGCCUUAUUUCUGCUAUUAUAUAAUGUAAUAUUCCCACUAUAGCUGGCCUUAUUUCUGCUAUAAUAUAAUGUAAUAUUCCCGCUAUAGCUGGCCUUAUUUCUAUUAUAAUAUAAUGUAAUAUUCCCGUUAUAGCUGGCCUUAUUUCUAUUAUAAUAUAAUGUAAUAUUCCCGCUAUAGCUGGCCUUAUUUCUAUUAUAAUAUAAUGUAAUAUUCCCACUAUAGCUGGCCUUAUUUCUAUUAUAAUAUACUGUAAUAUUCCCACUAUAGCUGGCCUUAUUUCUGCUAUAAUAUAAUGUAAUAUUCCCACUAUAGCUGGCCUUAUUUCUAUUAUAAUAUACUGUAAUAUUCCCACUAUAGCUGGUCUUAUUUCUAUUAUAAUAUAAUGUAAUAUUCCCACUAUAGCUGGCCUUAUUUCUAUUAUAAUAUACUGUAAUAUUCCCACUAUAGCUGGCCUUAUUUCUAUUAUAAUAUACUGUAAUAUUCCCACUAUAGCUGGCCUUAUUUCUGCUAUUAUAUAAUGUAAUAUUCCCACUAUAGCUGGCCUUAUUUCUAUUAUAAUAUACUGUAAUAUUCCCACUAUAGCUGGUCUUAUUUCUGCUAUUAUAUAAUGUAAUAUUCCCACUAUAGCUGGCCUUAUUUCUAUUAUAAUAUACUGUAAUAUUCCCACUAUAGCUGGUCUUAUUUCUAUUAUAAUAUAAUGUAAUAUUCCCACUAUAGCUGGCCUUAUUUCUAUUAUAAUAUAAUGUAAUAUUCCCGCUAUAGCUGGCCUUAUUUCUAUUAUAAUAUAAUGUAAUAUUAAUAUAAUGUAAUAUUCCCGCUAUAGCUGGCCUUAUUUCUAUUAUAAUAUAAUGUAAUAUUUCCGCUAUAGCUGCCCUUAUUUCUAUUAUAAUAUAAUGUAAUAUUCCCGCUAUAGCUGGCCUUAUUUCUAUUAUAAUAUAAUGUAAUAUUCCCACUAUAGCUGGCCUUAUUUCUAUUAUAAUAUACUGUAAUAUUCCCACUAUAGCUGGUCUUAUUUCUAUUAUAAUAUAAUGUAAUAUUCCCACUAUAGCUGGCCUUAUUUCUAUUAUAAUAUACUGUAAUAUUCCCGUUAUAGCUGGCCUUAUUUCUAUUAUAAUAUAAUGUAAUAUUCCCACUAUAGCUGGCCUUAUUUCUAUUAUAAUAUACUGUAAUAUUCCCACUAUAGCUGGUCUUAUUUCUAUUAUAAUAUAAUGUAAUAUUCCCACUAUAGCUGGUCUUAUUUCUAUUAUAAUAUACUGUAAUAUACUGUAAUAUUCCCACUAUAGCUGGCCUUAUUUCUAUUAUAAUAUACUGUAAUAUUCCCACUAUAGCUGGUCUUAUUUCUAUUAUAAUAUAAUGUAAUAUUCCCACUAUAGCUGGCCUUAUUUCUAUUAUAAUAUAAUGUAAUAUUCCCGCUAUAGCUGGCCUUAUUUCUAUUAUAAUAUAAUGUAAUAUUAAUAUAAUGUAAUAUUCCCGCUAUAGCUGGCCUUAUUUCUAUUAUAAUAUAAUGUAAUAUUUCCGCUAUAGCUGCCCUUAUUUCUAUUAUAAUAUAAUGUAAUAUUCCCGCUAUAGCUGGCCUUAUUUCUAUUAUAAUAUAAUGUAAUAUUCCCACUAUAGCUGGCCUUAUUUCUAUUAUAAUAUACUGUAAUAUUCCCACUAUAGCUGGCCUUAUUUCUGCUAUAAUAUAAUGUAAUAUUCCCACUAUAGCUGGCCUUAUUUCUAUUAUAAUAUACUGUAAUAUUCCCACUAUAGCUGGUCUUAUUUCUAUUAUAAUAUAAUGUAAUAUUCCCACUAUAGCUGGCCUUAUUUCUAUUAUAAUAUACUGUAAUAUUCCCGCUAUAGCUGGCCUUAUUUCUAUUAUAAUAUAAUGUAAUAUUCCCACUAUAGCUGGCCUUAUUUCUAUUAUAAUAUACUGUAAUAUUCCCACUAUAGCUGGUCUUAUUUCUAUUAUAAUAUAAUGUAAUAUUCCCACUAUAGCUGGUCUUAUUUCUAUUAUAAUAUACUGUAAUAUUCCCACUAUAGCUGGCCUUAUUUCUAUUAUAAUAUACUGUAAUAUUCCCACUAUAGCUGGUCUUAUUUCUAUUAUAAUAUAAUGUAAUAUUCCCACUAUAGCUGGCCUUAUUUCUAUUAUAAUAUAAUGUAAUAUUCCCGCUAUAGCUGGCCUUAUUUCUAUUAUAAUAUAAUGUAAUAUUAAUAUAAUGUAAUAUUCCCGCUAUAGCUGCCCUUAUUUCUAUUAUAAUAUACUGUAAUAUUCCCACUAUAGCUGGCCUUAUUUCUAUUAUAAUAUAAUGUAAUAUUCCCACUAUAGCUGGCCUUAUUUCUAUUAUAAUAUAAUGUAAUAUUCCCGCUAUAGCUGUGUAUUUCAUUAUAUAAUGCUAAUAUUAAUAUAAUGUAAUAUUCAGCUAUAGCUGUAUAUUUCUAUUAUAAUAUAAUGUAAUAUUCCUUUAUAUUUGUACUUGUUUCUGCUAUAAUAUAAUGUAAUAUUCCUUUAUAGUUUGCUUGUAUUUCUAUUAUAAUGUAAUGUAAUAUUCGCUAUGGCUGGCCUUGUUUCUAUUAUAAUGUAAUGUAAUAUUCGGUUAUAGCUGGCCUUAUUUCAUAUUAUAAUAUAAUGUAAUAUUCCUCAUAGCUGUAUAUUUCUAUUAUAAUAUAAUGUAAUAUCAUAUAGCUGGCCUUAUUUCUAAUUCUGUAUAAUGUAUUAUCAUAUAGCUGGCCUUAUUUCUAUUAUAAUAUAAUGUAAUAUUCCCACUAUAGCUGGCCUUAUUUCUAUUAUAAUAUAAUGUAAUAUUCCCACUAUAGCUGGCCUUAUUUCUAUUAUAAUAUAAUGUAAUAUUCCCGCUAUAGCUGGCCUUAUUUCUUUUAUAAUAUAAUGUAAUAUUAAUAUAAUGUAAUAUUCCCGCUAUAGCUGCCCUUAUUUCUAUUAUAAUAUACUGUAAUAUUCCCACUAUAGCUGGCCUUAUUUCUAUUAUAAUAUAAUGUAAUAUUCCCACUAUAGCUGGCCUUAUUUCUAUUAUAAUAUAAUGUAAUAUUCCCGCUAUAGCUGGCCUUAUUUCUAUUAUAAUAUAAUGUAAUAUUAAUAUAAUGUAAUAUUCCCGCUAUAGCUGGCCUUAUUUCUAUUAUAAUAUAAUGUAAUAUUCCCGCUAUAGCUGGCCUUAUUUCUGCUAUAAUAUAAUGUAAUAUUCCCGCUAUAGUUUGCCUUAUUUCUAUUAUAAUAUAAUGUAAUAUUCCCGCUAUAGCUGGCCUUAUUUCUAUUAUAAUGUAAUGUAAUAUUCCCGUUAUAGCUGGCCUUAUUUCUAUUAUAAUAUAAUGUAAUAUUCCCUCUAUAGCUGCCCUUAUUUCUAUUAUAAUAUAAUGUAAUAUCCCCGCUAUAGCUGGCCUUAUUUCUAUUCUAAUAUAAUGUAAUAUCCCCGCUAUAGCUGGCCUUAUUUCUAUUAUAAUAUAAUGUAAUAUUCCCACUAUAGCUGGCCUUAUUUCUAUUAUAAUAUAAUGUAAUAUCCCCGCUAUAGCUGGCCUUAUUUCUAUUAUAAUAUAAUGUAAUAUUCCCGUUAUAGCUGGCCUUAUUUCUAUUAUAAUAUAAUGUAAUAUUCCCUCUAUAGCUGCCCUUAUUUCUAUUAUAAUAUACUGUAAUAUCCCCGCUAUAGCUGGUCUUAUUUCUAUUAUAAUAUAAUGUAAUAUUCCCGUUAUAGCUGGCCUUAUUUCUAUUAUAAUAUACUGUAAUAUCCCCGCUAUAGCUGGUCUUAUUUCUAUUAUAAUAUAAUGUAAUAUUCCCGCUAUAGCUGGUCUUAUUUCUAUUAUAAUAUAAUGUAAUAUUCCCACUAUAGCUGGCCUUAUUUCUAUUAUAAUAUACUGUAAUAUUCCCGCUAUAGCUGGCCUUAUCUCUAUUAUAAUAUAAUGUAAUAUUCCCGCUAUAGCUGGCCUUAUUUCUAUUAUAAUAUAAUGUAAUAUUAAUAUAAUGUAAUAUUCCCGCUAUAGCUGGCCUUAUUUCUAUUAUAAUAUAAUGUAAUAUUUCCGCUAUAGCUGCCCUUAUUUCUAUUAUAAUAUAAUGUAAUAUUCCCGCUAUAGCUGGCCUUAUUUCUAUUAUAAUAUAAUGUAAUAUUCCCACUAUAGCUGGCCUUAUUUCUAUUAUAAUAUACUGUAAUAUUCCCACUAUAGCUGGCCUUAUUUCUGCUAUAAUAUAAUGUAAUAUUCCCACUAUAGCUGGCCUUAUUUCUAUUAUAAUAUACUGUAAUAUUCCCACUAUAGCUGGUCUUAUUUCUAUUAUAAUAUAAUGUAAUAUUCCCACUAUAGCUGGCCUUAUUUCUAUUAUAAUAUACUGUAAUAUUCCCGUUAUAGCUGGCCUUAUUUCUAUUAUAAUAUAAUGUAAUAUUCCCACUAUAGCUGGCCUUAUUUCUAUUAUAAUAUACUGUAAUAUUCCCACUAUAGCUGGUCUUAUUUCUAUUAUAAUAUAAUGUAAUAUUCCCAUUAUAGCUGGUCUUAUUUCUAUUAUAAUAUACUGUAAUAUUCCUCUACUAUAGCUACUUGGUUUCUAUUAUAAUAUAUACUGUGUAAUAUCUCUACCUAUAGUUGGUCUUAUUUCAUAUAUAAUAUAAUGUAAUAUUCUAGCUAUAGUUGGCCUACUUGCUUAUAUUAUAAUGUAAUAUUCCCCAUGCAUAGCUGCCUAUUUCUAUUAUAAUAUAAAUGUAAUAUUAAUAUAAUGUAAUAUUCCCGCUAUAGCUUUCGCUCUUAUUUCUUGGCUAUAAUAUACUAGAAUAUUCUACUAUAGCUGGCCUUAUUUCUAUUAUAAUAUAAAUGUAAUAUUCUACUAUAGUUGGCCUUAUUUUCUAUUAUAAUAUACUGUAAUAUUCUCGCUAUAGCUGGCCUUAUUUCUAUUAUAAUAUAAUGUAAUAUUAAUAUAAUGUAAUAUUCCCACUAUAGCUGGCCUUAUUUCUAUUAUAAUAUAAUGUAAUAUUCCCACUAUAGCUGGCCUUAUUUCUAUUAUAAUAUAAUGUAAUAUUCCCGCUAUAGCUGGCCUUAUUUCUAUUAUAAUAUAAUGUAAUAUUAAUAUAAUGUAAUAUUCCCGCUAUAGCUGGCCUUAUUUCUAUUAUAAUAUAAUGUAAUAUUCCCGCUAUAGCUGGCCUUAUUUCUGCUAUAAUAUAAUGUAAUAUUCCCGCUAUAGUUUGCCUUAUUUCUAUUAUAAUAUAAUGUAAUAUUCCCGCUAUAGCUGGCCUUAUUUCUAUUAUAAUAUAAUGUAAUAUCCUCAAGUAUAGUUGGUUUUAUUUCUAUUAUAAUAUAAUGUAAUAUUCCCACUAUAGCUGGCCUUAUUUCUAUUAUAAUAUAAUGUAAUAUUCCCACUAUAGCUGGCCUUAUUUCUAUUAUAAUAUAAUGUAAUAUUCCCGCUAUAGCUGGCCUUAUUUCUUUUAUAAUAUAAUGUAAUAUUAAUAUAAUGUAAUAUUCCCGCUAUAGCUGCCCUUAUUUCUAUUAUAAUAUACUGUAAUAUUCCCACUAUAGCUGGCCUUAUUUCUAUUAUAAUAUAAUGUAAUAUUCCCACUAUAGCUGGCCUUAUUUCUAUUAUAAUAUAAUGUAAUAUUCCCGCUAUAGCUGGCCUUAUUUCUAUUAUAAUAUAAUGUAAUAUUAAUAUAAUGUAAUAUUCCCGCUAUAGCUGGCCUUAUUUCUAUUAUAAUAUAAUGUAAUAUUCCCGCUAUAGCUGGCCUUAUUUCUGCUAUAAUAUAAUGUAAUAUUCCCGCUAUAGUUUGCCUUAUUUCUAUUAUAAUAUAAUGUAAUAUUCCCGCUAUAGCUGGCCUUAUUUCUAUUAUAAUGUAAUGUAAUAUUCCCGUUAUAGCUGGCCUUAUUUCUAUUAUAAUAUAAUGUAAUAUUCCCUCUAUAGCUGCCCUUAUUUCUAUUAUAAUAUAAUGUAAUAUCCCCGCUAUAGCUGGCCUUAUUUCUAUUCUAAUAUAAUGUAAUAUCCCCGCUAUAGCUGGCCUUAUUUCUAUUAUAAUAUAAUGUAAUAUUCCCUCUAUAGCUGGCCUUAUUUCUAUUAUAAUAUAAUGUAAUAUUCCCACUAUAGCUGGCCUUAUUUCUAUUAUAAUAUAAUGUAAUAUCCCCGCUAUAGCUGGCCUUAUUUCUAUUCUAAUAUAAUGUAAUAUUCCCGUUAUAGCUGGCCUUAUUUCUAUUAUAAUAUAAUGUAAUAUUCCCUCUAUAGCUGCCCUUAUUUCUAUUAUAAUAUACUGUAAUAUCCCCGCUAUAGCUGGUCUUAUUUCUAUUAUAAUAUAAUGUAAUAUUCCCGUUAUAGCUGGCCUUAUUUCUAUUAUAAUAUAAUGUAAUAUUCCCACUAUAGCUGGCCUUAUUUCUAUUAUAAUAUACUGUAAUAUUCCCGCUAUAGCUGGCCUUAUCUCUAUUAUAAUAUAAUGUAAUAUUCCCACUAUAGCUGGCCUUAUUUCUAUUAUAAUAUACUGUAAUAUUCCCGCUAUAGCUGGCCUUAUCUCUAUUAUAAUAUAAUGUAAUGUAAUGUAAUAUUUCCUCUAUAUUGGAAUGUGUCUCAGAUCACGGUUUCGGCAAUCUGCUAGUAAGCCUAGGCUGUGAAAUUGUAAACACACGGGGUUUGUGGGUCUUGUCUAUCUCUCCCCCCGCACUCUAUGGUAACUUCCGUCUGACGUCAUCAUUCAGCGCAUGUGCCCGGAGGUCUGCCGUCUCCUAGCAACCAGAAUCUAAACCAGACCAACGCCAACAUGGUGAGUAUGUGUCGGCUGGGCGGGUGGUCGUGUUCUGGGUGUGAUGGCUGUUAGACCAGCUGCUUGUUUACCCGGGGUUAUGGUGGGUGCUGUGUUUACAGACAGGGUGGGGAGCUCUGAGUGCUCAUUGCUUUAUAUAAUAUAAUAUAAUGUUACUGGUAUAAGCCAUGGCUGACACCCCCCCUAAUACCCUGCCAGCUGGGUGACUAAUUAUGGCCAAUACAAUCCCAGUCUACAGCUUCUGGGGAAAGCCAUUUUAUUUUCGCCUUGCAUCAUGGGAUCUGUAGUCCAAAUAGUUGGGGGUUCCUGAGGUCAGUGGUCACAGAGUUAUUACAUAUAUGUAGCCAUGGCACACUCACCAGGGCUCAAUUUAUAUACGUCAGAGCUAAAUUAUUACUCACCAGAGGCUUGGGGUGAGUGGACAUUUUAAAUAAACCCUGAUAUAUUUAUUUAUUACUGGCAUUAAUGCAGCGCUCUAUAUACAUAUUAUAUAUAAAAUAUGGUUCAAAUGGACGGUCCACACUCAGGUUAAUAAUAAAAUGUAACUUUUAUUAAUUACAUUUAAAAAGAUGCCAUAAAAUGUCAUUUUUUGGCAUUGUUUAAAUUUAAUUAACAAAAGUUACAUUUUAUUAUUAUCGUGAGUGCGGACCAUCCAUUUGAACCCUGUAUCUUGAUGACCACGGCCCAGCACCCGGAUAAAAUAAGUAUAUAUUUGCAGCCUGCAGUGCAAGGAAAUGUUGGAAUAAAUAUAUAUUUAUAUGGAAUAAUUGACGACAGGCCACUGAAUUAUUAGAAAAAUAAUGCACACCCGAGGUGGUAAUGCGGACACGACGCGAAGCGGAGCGACCGUUACACCUCGGGUGUGCAUUAUUUUUUUCUUAUUCAACGGCCUGGAGUUAAUUGAGCCGCUUACACUACAGUUACCACACCUCGAAACAUUGUUCAGAUGAUGUAUUUCAAGACGUUUGUCAAGAUUUUGUCAUUAAAACGCUCUUGUAUGUAGGACUAAUUUUUUACGCAACUGUAAUGCAGUCAAGACCUGUCUGGAGCUACUUUAGCCAUGCGUCUCCCUGAAAAUAAUGCACACUUUAGAACGUUCGUCAACCAAUCAGAUUGAAGCAUUCAACGGCCCUGUAGUGUGUGUGUGUAUGUAUGUAUGUAUAUAAAUAAUAUGUAUGUGUAUACAAUAUAAGCAGACCAAUACAAAAGGAAAAGAGGGCUUAACUCAUGAGCCCCUUAUAGAAACAUAGAAUGUGACGGCAGAUAAGAACCAUUCGGCCCAUCUCGUCUGCCCAAUUUUCUAAAUACUUUCAUUAGUUCCUAGCCUUAUCUUAUAGUUAGGAUAGCCUUAUGCAUAUCCCACGCGUGCUUAAACUCUUUACUGUGUUAACCUCUACCACUUUAGUUGGAAGGCUAUUCCAUGCAUCCACUACCCUCUCAGUAAAGUAAUACUUCCUGAUAUUAUUUUUAAACCUUUGUCCCUCUAAUUUAAGACUAUGUCCUCUUGUUGUGGUAGUUUUUCUUCAUUUAAAUAUAGUCUCCUCCUUUACUGUGUUGAUUCCCUUUAUAUAUUUCAAUGUUUCUAUCAUAUCCACCUGUCUCGUCUUUCCUCCAAGCUAUACAUGUUAAGAUCCUUUAACCUUUCCUGGUAAGUUUUAUCCCGCAAUCCAUGAACCAUUUUAUUAGCCCUUCUCUGAGCCCUCUGUAAGGUAUCAAUAUCCUUCUGAAGAUACGGUCUCCAGUACUGUGUGCAAUACUCCAAGUGAGGUCUCACCAGUGUUCUGUACAAUGGCAUGAGCACUUCCCUCUUUCUACUGCUAAUACCUCUCCCUAUACAACAAAGCAUUCUGCUAGCAUUUCCUGCUGCUCUAUUACAUUGUCUGCCUACCUUUUAAGUCAUCUGAAAUAAUCACCUCUAAAUCCCUUUCCUCAUAUGUUGAGGUUAGGACUCUAUCAAAUAUUCUGUACUCUGCCUUUGGGUUUUUACAUCCAAGAUGCAUUAUCUUGCACUUAUCCACAUUAAGUGUCAGUUGCCACAAUUCUGACCAUUUUUCUAGUUUACCUAAAUCAUUUGCCAUUUGGCUUAUUCCUCCUGGAACAUCAACCCUGUUACAUAUCUUAGUAUCAUCAGCAAAAAGACAUACCUUACCAUCAAGACCUUCUGCAAUAUCACUAAUAAAAAUAUUAAAGAGAAUGGGUCCAAGUACAGAUCCCUGAGGUACCCCACUGGUGACAAGUCCAAGCUUCGAAUAUAUUCCAUUAACUACAACCCUCUGUUGCCUGUCACUCAGCCACUGCCUUACCCAUUCAACAAUAUUGGAAUCCAAACUUAAAGAUUGCAGUUUAUUGAUAAGCCUUCUAUGUGCAGAAUAAUAAUAUUUGAUGCAGAGUAAUUUGCUAGAUAGCCCGUGAGCUUACAAUAUAAAGGUUAUAAUGGGGAGAUGAGACAAGAGGAAUAUGGAGGUGAUGGCUGACAGAAUUAAUAGUAUAACUGCAAUAACUAGUAACAUGUGAAGGGAAUUAGGAGGUGAUUGACUGUGAUAUAGUUAGAACCAGGAUGGGCGGGUAGAUAUAUCCAGCGUGGCUGUGGAGUUGGUACACAAAACGGUCAACUACAAGUCAGAUCUCACUCUUCAGAUCUGAUCUAGUGUAGCUAAUUUUACCAAUCUCCGCAAUCACUAGACAUCAAGCUGUAGUAAAUUUCUGGACCCUGCUUCCUUUGUCUCAUUCCUGGUGAUGUUUAUAUGUAUUAUAAUAAUUUUCUUAUCCAUUACUUCCUGAAUUGUGUUUUCUAUCAAAUCCAAUGGUGGCAUGCGUUCCGGACAUUUAUAUCUUGGUGUAAAUAUAUACAUGGCUCAAUCUGUUAUCUGUCUUUUGUUGUAGGCCAAAGCAACAACUAUUAAAGAAGCAUUAGCCAAAUGGGUAAGUUGUAACGUUCCUGUAAAUAACCCUUCUUACUGCAGUGGCACCGAAUAGUCCAGACGGCCAACAAACCGAUGGCAUAUAAGGAAGUGGAAUUGCAUAUAAAAGACCAAAGGCAAUCUUGACCCUUUAAAUGCAUGUUGCAAGGAAAAACCUCAAUUUGUUGUGAAUGAAAUAUUGAUUAUAUACUGUCCAGCAAUGAGUAUUUUAAACUUUUAUAAAUAGAAUUAAACUAGAUAAUUCAAAAAAAUAAAAAAGACCACAUUAUGCCUUAGUAAUACAGAAGGUGUGGACGAGAGCAAUGAGGCUAGAUAUUUUGGACUUUCAGGCGAAUAAUAUAAAAAUGUUCUACUGGUAGGGUUCUAAGUGGAAAUGACUUUUGGAUUAGGAGGGCCCUGUGGUAGGGGAAGCUUUGCAGUGACAUUAUAUAUUUAUUUAUUUUUAGGAAGAAAAGACUGGACAGAAAGCAGCCGAAGCCAAAGAAGUCAAGUUAUACGCUCAGAUACCACCAAUCGAGAAGAUGGAUGCAUCCCUGUCCACUUUGGUGAACUGCGAGUAAGAGCCAUUCAUUUUUUUCUUUAAUGUAUUGCAAAAGCCAAAUUUACCGUAAAUAAUUUCUUAAAAUGUGGGGCUAUUAAUUUAUGUAUAUACAUUGAUAUUUUUGUCACCCAAACUGAAGAAGCAAAAAUGGGAUUGCAUGGUCUAGGACAGAGUUACACCAGAUGAUUCCGACUACAUAGCCUAUGAUGCUUUGCCAGCAUUAUGGCUGUAAGAUCAUUUUGGGAUACAUAGUUCACAUCUGGAGUGCUGAAGGUUGCCUACCCCUGUUCUAGGAGAAAGCAGAUGUUUAAUUGCAAAAUUGAUGAUCAGCAUCUGCUUAUCAACCAUCCGUAUGAUUAUGCGUUCUUAAAUUCUACCACUAGGCUUUUCUGAUUUAUUUUAAAGGGAUACUCCAUGCUCCAAUAACACUGCAGCUUAUUAUAUAUAUUAUAGUUUGUGCUAGGAAGCUAAUGUGUGCAGUCACCAAGGAAUUAAUGUUCCAUUUUAGACACAUGACAGUCUGGUCCCUAUAGACCCCUGUGCCAGCAUGAAAUGUCCUUCUUUGUUAAAAUGUGGCAGGGAGAUACAUCCCUGGUGUGAGAAUGAACGGGAUAUUAAAUUUUAACAUAGGGUCUUAAAAGAUUAGAUUGUUGUGAUGAUGUAGACAGUCAUUGUGCAAUAAGGGUUUUAAGGCACUUGUUUGGUUUUUUGUUUGUAAGAUUGCCAUGUGACCACCGAAGGGGGAUACGAUUUCUAUCUUCCAUUUGUACAGAUGCUUGAAGUUCUGCUGCUUUUUCUUGGAAACUUGCUUUUUGUUAUAAUGGAUGAUGGGGGACAAUAUUGUUUAGUAUUAUAUACCUUUUCAGAAGGCAUGUAACUAAUCUGAGGAUUGUUUUCUGUUAUCAGGAAGUUGUCCCUUUCCACAAACUGCAUAGAGAAAAUUGCAAACCUCAAUGGACUAAGUAAGUACCCAGCUCGGCCAAGUUAUAUGCCAUGUCCAAUCAUCAAUAUACUUAAUUUGAUAAAACCUAUUUCUUUUCAAUACUUGAUGACAAGAUUGUUAAAACAUAUUUUUGAGGAGACAUUUGUCGUUGAAGUAAUGUGCACUAUAUAGUAACUCACAUUGCAGAGCAGCAGAAAAUGACUGGAAAUGGCCUCAAUAAUCUACUGAUAUACCUCUGCUAGCUAAGCCAGAGGUACCAGCACACAUAAUAUAUAUCUAGAACUGUGAUCCUAGCAUGUGCAUUCGUAUUUUAUUAAUAGUUCCUUUUCAGAGUAAGUAUAAUACUUUAAAAAAGAGCAUCUCCUGCAGCCUUGAGUGUCCCUUACUGUAUAAAUUGUAUUUUUAUAUUGAUUUCAGUUUUUUUUAUGAAAAGUACAUUUUACCAUCACAUCUUAUUUCUUUCAGAAAAUCUUAGGAUCUUGUCUUUAGGGAGAAAUAACAUCAAGAAUUUGAACGGUUUGGUAAGUCUUUAUUUGCACAGUUGUGUACGUACAUACAUACAUACAUGUUCUAAAGUGAAUCUGUUAUGACUAGUAACUGCUCCUACCUACUGUGUGUGUAAUAUGUAUUCAUCAUUUUUUAUUUAUAUAUAAUUUUUAUAUAAUUUAUUUUUUUUAAAUAAAAAAAACUUUAGUAUUUAAUUACUUCACAUGCUGUUAAGUAAACACUUACCUCACUGCUGAACAGAGGACUCAUAGUCCGUCUCACUCCCAUCCACUACACUGACUUGCUUAGGGCUUUUUCCAUGAGCAGGGCAUUUCUCUUCUAUAGGGUUAGGAGUACAUGUUUGGGUUCCUGACCCUAAAGUGAUCCUUUAACACUGCUUGUGGGAAUUAGCUAGACAUAUACUUUUGUUACCAGUGGCUUUUUUAAAUUUUAUUUUUUGGCGCAGUGCAUGGUAUAAUAAGGAACAUCCCAUCAGGCCACAACAGCCUCAUGGGAUUAAUGAUUAACAGAGGAUAACACAUAGAUGGUAUACAUAUCUUCAUAGUUACAGUAACAUCAUGUGAUAUCUGCUAAUCUUCACUCUUCCAGUGGCUUUUUUAAUUUAACAUGUAUACACAUAUUCACUCUACACUUGUUUGUUUAAAGUCUGUGUGUCUUUAUUAUUUUUUUACUCAAAUCUGAUUUGAUAAAGUGAUUUUGUAUUAUUAUAUAAUAGCUUAUAUUGGUGGUAAUGUUUCUGAAGAGCCCUCUGGCGGGGCUUGCCAUCACAAGUUUUUUUUAUUUUUUAUUGAUGUUCUAAUUUGGGUUAAGCCAUAAAUGACUCACCCAACCCUUGUGAGAAUUACAGCAAGACAGGCGGUCUUGCAUCUAUAGUCCACCUAACAAAAAUGUAAUCAUAAUUUUUAAACUUUGUCAUCCAUAGUGCACACAGCUACAACAGCUCUGCCAGAUAAUGUUUUGGGUUAUCAUGAGAGCAGAGAUUUAUCAUUUAGAUUAUUCAGUAAACAUUGAACUGCACCACGUUAAAAUAACACAAGGCUACAAAAUCCAGUCUGUCUGUUGUUGAGAUGGAGAAUUUUAUCCAUGUCGUCUGUUUUAGCCCAGAUUUUAAUUCAGUAGAGUUAGGAGUUGCAUUUCUUCCAGAGCUUCUGUUGAGCAACGGAAUUUAAUCUUAUGGACUUUCAAAGCCCUUAUACUUUCAAAAUAGGGUAACACAAGUUCUAAGGUAGUUUGUAUAUGUUUAAAACUGUCACUGUGGAAACAGCUUUUUGUUUAUUACAAACAUGUCAUUACAUUGACACUGAGAUGAUGCAUUACAGCUCCUUUAGCAAUGGUGUUGCCUUUAGUAGCUCUGUUAGGUUAACAUUAGAACCUAACAGAUUAGGGGUGACAGACUAUUUAAAUCUGUGCUUUGGUUAGAGUAAACCUUUCUAAGAACAUGCCUCCCCAAAUAAAUAAAAAAUAUUGCUAAUAUUCACCACCUGGCAGUCUAUUCUCCUUGUAUGAUGUCACUCCCUUUUGCUGGAAGGGGAGGUUAAAAUCCCUUCAGCCACUUACCUUAAUCCAGCGCCAGGCUCCCUUGGCGCUGGUGACCUCUCCUACCUCGCCAAUAUCAGCUCCUGGGUGGAGCCGAAUGCGCAUGCGCGGCCAGAGGCGCGCGCACAUUCAAACCCACCUAUAGGAAAGCAUUACUCAAUGCUUUCCUAUUGGGAUUUUACUUGACGCUGGACUCCAUGAGGACGUCCAGCGUCAAAUAAUUGAUUUACUGUAAAUCGCGGAAGCUGCCUCAGGGAGACAUCCACUAGAGGCUGGAUUAACCCUGCAGUGUAAUCAUAGCAGUUUCUCUGAAACUGCUAUGUUUUCAGCUGCAGGGUUAAAAAUAGGAGGACCUGGAACCCAGACCACUUCAUUGAGCUGAAGUGGUCUGUGUGCCUAUAGUGGUCCUUUAAUAUGGAAGUGGGUAUUGGCACUAUAAUCAGUACAGCUCUUUGUAGUUGUUAUGACGCAUAGAACUGGGGGCAUUACCCCUUUAAAUGAAUUGUCCUUGCUACUGAUUACUAUAAAUUCUAGUUUAACUAGUAUUGGUCUAUUGGUCUAUUGGUGUAAUAUUCCAUUCAACUAUGGUUUGUGAAAAUGUCUAACGGACACCAUGGUUGCCUGGAUUUUAGGUUUUAUCUCUUGUAUAUUUUAAAGUAACUCUAACUCUAAACCGCUCAUCGUUGUCCACAUUUACUAAUAACUAAUCAAUCACCUAUCCCUCUCCAGGAAGCAGUUGGCGAUACUCUAGAAGAAUUAUGGAUCUCCUAUAAUCUGAUUGAAAAGUUAAAAGGGAUUAAUGUUAUGAAAAAGCUCAAAGUUCUCUACAUGUCAAACAACUCCGUCAAAGACUGGGGUAAGUAGACUCCCACCUUCCAACCCCAAAACUUCUCUGACCUGACUGAUGUAGUUCAUAUGUUUUUUCCUACAUGGCCAACUAUGCUGUUAUUGUGUAAUCGUUCAUAAUAUGGGUAACAAUAGAUUUAGAAUAUGUUUUGCACUUAUAAUCGAAUAAUAUUCUUUUGUUUGUUUUAUGAAGAUAAAUCAGUAGUCCUUACAGAAACACUCUUAAGGUUAAAAAAAAAAUAAUCAAUAUGUAUUAAUUAAAGGAACACUCCAACCACCAUACCCACUAUAGUGUGCUAGUGUGGUCAUAAUUCCUGGAGUGCACUGGCAUCCCAACACACUCCUUUCUUAACUGGGGUCCACCAGGUGCAGCUUCCCAUCUCCUAUCUGAAGCCAGGAGAGCUGGAACCGAUGCUUAGGAACUUCUAUUAUCCCUUCUGAGCUCAGUUUUGUGCCACCUUAUUGAUUAACUAAGAACGUUAACGGAUUACUCCUGAGCCAAUGACCACCGGACCUAUCUCAAUGUAUCCAUCUUCCCGCUAGAGAGGACGUGUGAAGCAGUGCCGGGCACAUCCCAGGUAAGAAGUCAAACUGUUAAGUUGUUUGGCGCUUUACACGGGAGGGCACCAGUGCACUCCUGGCACCAGAAACACUACUACACACUAUAGUAGUUAUGGUACUUGGAGUAUUUCUCUAACGUUUCAGCGUUCUUCACUGUGAUUAGAUAAAAACUAUAAAACUUUUCUAAUCCAGUUGGUCUCAUUGAGAAGCAUUGAAGACACAGCACACAGACAUAUUGACUAUUGUCCACCUAUACAAUGCUUCUCUACAAGAUGCAUUGAAUCCAGUUCUUUAUUGUGUGAAGCAUUAGUAGCGUUCCACAUCAUCCAUGCUAUAUGUGAUUACACUGAAUGUGAAGACCUAAAACAAAUACAUUUAAAAAAACAAAACUAAAAAGAUGUUAGUUUUUUUUUUUUUGCUUGUUUUAUUUAUCUUUGCAAAAUGAUAACAUACUUGAUACUAUAACGAAAUCAUGGAAUACUUAUGUUCAACAAAAUAUAAUAUCAAUUUUUAACUCCUCGAGGUAGCCACUUUUUACAGAUAUAACUGCCAAACACGCUUGUGGCAUGUGUUCCUACGUUGAAAUCUAAUGUUGUUCAGAGGUUCUUCCCAGUACUUAUGUAGAAAAUUGUUGCACUUACAGCUUGAUUCACUUUGACACUUUUGUGCAGCUCAUGCCAGAUUAGCGUGAUGUGGGUUGGAGAAUGGCCAUGCCAUGAUUCUGAAGCUCACCGCUUGUUCCUUUAGUAUGUUUUGGGUCUUUAUUGUAUUGCAGGAUAAACCCCUAACAAACAAAGCACAUACCAGAGUGUAUUUCAUGGUGGCGACCUAUGCUAUUGCAGUAUUUUUGGUUCAGGUUGUCUGCCAGUGUGUGCAAGUAGCAAACUUUGGGUGCAGCAAAAAAGCCCCAGCACAUUGUGCUUCCUCUUCCAUGUUUGACAGUUGAUGUCACACAAUGAGGAACCAUCAUUCCUUUUGUUUACUAGAUGCCUUAGAUUAACAAAAGAUUUCAAACUUUGAUUCAUAGUUCAUAAGACCUUCUUUCAGCCUUCAGCAGUCUACAACAGGUGGUGCUUAUUAGCCCAACAAAGCCACCUUUUCUUAAUUUGCCAUUUAUGCAGUGUUUUUCUACUGCCAUUCAGUGAGUAAAACCUAUAUUUCGAAGUCUUAUCUUAACAGUUGAACACGAGACUUGCAGUGUUAGGCUGUGGUUGAAGCUGCUGACUGAGAAACUUGUCUUCUGAUUCUGUUGUGGCUUUGGGUUUGCCAGACCUCUUCCUGUCACUUUCCAAGUGCCAUGUAAUAGUGACCCAGGAAAUUCAAAUCGAUCUUAAAGCGAUUUGAUUACUGACUCUGGGAGGGCACCACGGCACUCCUGGAAAUUACUUACACUUUGACAUACUUUCAAGGAUUAGAAUGGUCUGUCUUCCUUCUCUCGCUGUUUGGAUGCAGUACAGUACUGUCCAGAUAGUGAUUAAGAGGGUGUAGUAAUGCAGUCUGUUCCAGCACUAACCUUGAUACAGACAGAAGCUUAGAAUAUUGCAAAUGCUGGGACACGGAUAGGAAUUGUUAGUAUCAAAUUUCAAGGAUUAAUUUACCUUCAUUGCUGCAGAAUAGCUGUAAGGUGUUUACAAGGUUUUUGUUUGUAACCGUGCAUUGUACAUUAUAUUUCAGGUGUUUGGUAACCUAAACCAGUUUUUAUAAUCUUCACAACAUUUCAGGUUAUUAUUGCGUUUGAACUGCUUAAAUUUCAAUAGAACUGGAAAAAUGGAGGCGUUAACAAUAUCUUUGACAAUAUGAAUGCUUUAUCCUGGAUGUCACAAAGAGUCCCUAGAGGACAAGUGACUUACUGGUAUAUAAUGGCCAGCCCCCGAGCCCCGAGAAACUGCACUUGGAGCACUCACUACCAAAUGUCAGGGUCAUAAGUUUCAUUCAAUGAAUACUCCAUAUAUACAGUAGCCUGUUGUAGUGGUUAUGGUGGCAGGAUUGCGCCGACACCAUCGCACAAUAAGUUUGGCAAUCUACAUGGACGCCUGCGCUGCAGUAGAAUCCAGAUGUGUUUAUAGAAGAAAGCAAGGCUCAUCCAGGACUGCUCUCAUUGGCUAAGUGUAAGCUGAGCACGUCCCUGCUUGUAGAACGAACUAGAUUCUCCUGAAGGAGACAACAUGAAAUAGGUGCUGCCUGGUUGCACCCAGGUAAGUUGUCAGACUGUAUUAAAACUAACUACUUACUGUGGGGCAUGGCCAAGGAACCCCUGACACCAUAACCACUACAGGCCUUUGAUUUCUACAAAAUUUUGGCUGCAACCUCAAUCCAAUGUGCGUAAGCUCAGGAAACUAGUUUAGCCUAAGCAGUGUUUUACACACGUCUAAUCACAUGUUGUUGUGAGAAGGUGGGGAGUUCAUCAGCUAGAGGAGCAGUUUAGAUCUUUUAGUAUGGAUCAAUUUAGAUGAUGUAAAAUAAAUAACACUAGUAUCUCACUAGCCUGCUCUUUCAUAGAUUAUUAGGAGUUCGAGACAGACAGGAAGAUAUGCAUUACACCUUUUUCCAAUACUCUUUGUUUAAAGCGGACUUACAGCUUGUGCCUGCCGACCUGAAGCUAUACUCCCCUACGCUGACUGCCCACAUUUACAUUCUUGUGUUACACAAAGAGUUUUAAUGUGGAGGUUUGGGACUUAAGUGUGUGAGACUGGAGCUGUUGUGGGAGACAACAGGGGCUGUAACUGGUGGAGAAAGACUGCAGUUAAGGUUGGGUGUUUAGGGGCUAUAAUGUAGGGGAAUAGGUGCUGUAAUGGAAGUAGAGUGGCUGAAGGCAAAUUUUAAAUAAAAAUAAGUACAUUUAUUAAUUUAUACAUUUUGUAACUUCCCUGUUGGUAUCUGCUUGAAUCAAUGCACCUCUAUGUGGAUCGUUCAGCACCUCCAUUCAGAGCGUGGAGAUGCUAAAUAUAGGUGCUGCACACUGAUAGGAAGCACUUUAGUGGCCGUCUGAAUGACUGCCACUAGAGGGGUUACUAGAGAGCAAUGUAAUCACUGCAUUUUCUCUACACUACAUUGAAAAGCCUGCAGGGACUAACUAUCCUCACCAGAACGACUUCAUUAAGCUGUAGUGAUUCUGGUGACUAUAGUGUCCCUUUAAGAAUUGUAUUUUUGUCAUUGAAAAUUAAGCUUUGUUUAAUAAACUAAACAAAAACAACUGGCUCCUAGAUUCUAACUGGAAGCUCUUUACAGGAAGUUCCAGCAGAAGGACUCAGGAAAGUCAAAUAAUUUUUAAAGUGUUUUGAUUGCCAACUCUGGGAGGGCGCCAUGUCACUUCUGGCAAUAUUACCUCUACAACAGGCAGUAGGGGUUAACGUGCUAGAUGUUCCUUUAUACACAUGGAGAGUAAUACGUUAAUCUGUAGAUUUGCUGGAAAAAUGUUAUAUUAUUUGUGUUACUUCAAGCUCACUGUCAUGUUUUUGGGUGCCCCUUUUAAUGGCAUGCUUAGAGUACUCAGAGAUUUACAGCCUAACUGCACGUAAUGCAUUGACCUCUAACAUGCCUCUGUUGGUUCUAGCGGAGUUUGUGAAGCUGGCCGACCUGCCGUCACUGGAAGAUCUUGUAUUUAUGGGGAAUCCAUUAGAGGAGAAGCACACUGCAGAUGGCAACUGGCUGGAGGAGGCUACAAAACGUCUUCCAAAACUGAAGAAACUUGAUGGUGAGUUUGAAAUUCUGCAUCUCAAUUAUAGUAACUGUGAAUGGCUUGUUUCGAAACCAAAAAGGAGGAAGGAAAAUACCCUCCUAUAGAGCAGAAACACUUCAAACCCCAUAACUACUAUAGCGUGCUGUAGUGGUUAUGGUGCCAGGAGUGCUCUGGCACCCUCAUUAAGCAAGUAGUCAAACCAUUUUAGAACUGUCUCCCUACCUUCACUACAGCAGUCAGAGAGCCAGCAGCUCUCUUCAUUGAGGUUAACCCAGCGGUACAGGGGUCAGCUGCCACUGUCAGCAAAUGUGCUUGUGCUGCUCUCCAGGGCUUGGCUCAGGAAAACAGAAGCUCCUGAGCAAGAGCUUCUAGCUAGCUCAUAGUAAGCUGUAGUGGAGGCGCGGAGCAGUGCCUGGCACAAUCCAGGUAAGGAAUCAAUUCAUUGUUAAACGGUUUGCUUUACAAUGGGGGGACACCAAGGCACUCCUUGCACCAUAUCCACUGCUGCAUGCUGUAGUAGUUAUUGUGCUUGGAGUGUUCCUUUAAAGGGAAACUUAUGCUAGGAAUACAAUGUUGUAUCCCUAACACCAUUGUAUCCUCUGCCCCGCAUGUCCCUCGGCGCUGGGACAGGCUCUAUCUCUGCCCGCAGGGGCGAUCUAAUGCGAAUGCGUGGUGAGCACCGCAGUCGCAUUAGAACUUCUCUAUAGAAACCACUGAUUCAAUGCUUUCCUAUGGGGUUUUAGGUGACGCUGGGUGUCCUCAUGCAAAGUGGGAGGACGUCCAGCGUUCUUUAGCAGACUAAAAGUCCACUAAGAACCUGAAAGUGCCGCUAGUGGUUGGCUGGUAGACAGCCAGUAGAGGUGGAGUUAACCCUGCAAGGUAGUUACUGCAGUUUCUCAAAAACUGCAAUAAUUACAAAUGCAGGGUUAAAAUGACAGGAGCAUUGCACCCAGACCGCUUCAAUGGGCUGGAGUGGUCUGGGUGCCUAUAGUGUUCCUCUAACGUUUAUUUGUAGUUUUAGUAAGAGUUUUACAAUGAAUUUUGAAAAAGAAAGUAUAUACAAAAAUGAACUAAUCCUAAACCCGUGUCAGAAUGUUUUGGUGUCUCAUUAAUUGAAAGUGUGCAGCAAGUAAUUAUGGAUACAUAAUCUCAGACAGUAGCAGUAGAAGGAGUUUACUAACUUAUUUUCUUAUUACUCUUCUAGCAGCCAUGUUACAUUUAAAGGGUUACACCAAUAUUUUUAAAUGUGAUUGGACCAAUCUCCAUACUCAGAUUGCACGUACGCACUCUGUACCAAGGAUGUAGGGAGAGGAGAUUUUUUGGAGGGCAGGUACGGCUCAGAGCAGUGCAUGUUGACAACAGAUAUAUAUUUAUUUUUCCUAGAUUUUACAGUUCUGGGCUGCCUGAGUCACGUUUGCCAGGGGUGUAACUAGCAAUAGCACAAAAGUGCAUAUUUCUCUGUAUGUUUAACGUUUCAAGAAAAAAACCUGGACAUACAGAUUCUUUGCUCCAUAACCAUUUCUAAAAGCAGAACUGGUUACAGAAUCUGGGGUAGCCCUUUAAAUUAUUGUCUAUUCCUUUUACAAAGCAGUGUAUGAUAACUUUUCAUGGCACUUCGGUAUAGGUCCCCUUUCUAGAGAUAAAUUACUGAGCUCUUGAAAGGUAAUAAACUUCCUAAUUGUUCAAUUUAAGAUAACAUACUUGUAUCCGGUGGGUUGCUGCUAAACCGUAGAACUAUUAUUGGAAAUCUAAGGCUAAAGGUAACCUAACUUUAGGAAUCAGUCUUGUGUGAAGGGUUGCUGGCAAGUGCUCAUUUCCCAUCACACUGAUGGAUUUGUUUUCUGCGUGUAGGCCAGGGGUAUCCAACCUUUAGCACUCCAGAUGUUGUGGACUACAUCUCCCCUGCUGCUCUGCCAGCUUUGAGGCUGUAAGAGCAUUAUCGAAGACUUAUUACCUUGUCUAUAAUAUAAAUAAAUUGCAUAGCCUAGACUAGGGCCCUCGGCACUCCAGAUGUUGAGGACUACUUCUCCCAAAAAAUCGCUUACAGCUAUAAUACUGGCAGAGCAUCAGAGGGAUGCAGUCCUCAACAUCUGGAGUGGCAGGCAUCCUUAAUAAGAGACUGGGUCCUAAAGUUACAGAUAAAGUGGACAGAUUUUGUUGUAGCAGAGAUAUAUUGAAACAAGGUAGUAAUCUAUUGCUACGUUUGGUUAUCCUUAGCCAUUGGAUAACUACAAUUAGUUGCUAUACACUUGCAGGUAAAGAUAUACGAAGCACCAAAACGUUCGCUUUAAACACAACUGUCACCUCAAAACUAUUUUAUUUAUAUAAAAAUCCUUUCAUGAAUUUUCAAACAAUAUUUUUUUUUUUAUAAUGGAGUAUUUGUAAAAAAAUAAAUAAAAAUUGAGAAACUCAUCCCAAUGUUUAGUAUGUGACUGGAUCCUUUAGCCAUAGACAGGCACGUUGGGUCUGACAGUGUCUGAAAAAUGAGUCACUAUGGUCUUUCCGGCUUCUGUGCAGGGAGAGACUGUUGCUUUUCAAACACUGUCUGGACCCAAGUUUCAUGUAUAUGGCUGAAAAAUGCUUCUGUAUACUAAAAUAGAGUUUUUCUCUCUUUUUUUUUUUUUCUUUCUUCCCAAUAUACUUUAUUGAAAGAGACACUAUAGCCACCAGAACAAUACAGCUUAUUGAAUUUGUUCUGGUGAGUAGAAAUAUCACCUUCAUGCCUUUUCCUGUAAACACUGUAUUUUCAGAGAAAAUGCAGUGUUUACAUUACAACCUAGUGAUAACUUCACUGGCCUCUCCUCAGAUGGCUGUUAGAGAUCCUUCCUGGGUCAUGGCUGCCUAAAAUGCAUCCAAACAUUCAAUAUCUCCACCCUCUGCAUGCAGACACUGAACUUUCCUCAUAGAGAUUCAUUGAUACAAUUCAUCUCUAUGAGUCGAUGCUGAUUGGCCAGGGCUGUGUUUGAAUCAUGCUGGCUCUGCCCCUGAUCUGCCUCCUUGUCAAUCUAAGAAAAUCCUAUGGAGAAGAAUUGUGAUUGGAUCAGGCCACCACUUCUGAUGAUGUUUUUCUGAGGCAAACAGCAUGCAGAUCUGUAGAUUCAGGCUUGAAUACAGUAAGAUGUUGAUAUUUUUAUGGAGGCAUGAGGAGCCCAGGGGUGCUAGAUGUUGGUUUUAAACACUAUAGGGUUAGGAAUACAAGUUUGUGUUCCUGACCCUAUAGUGAUCCUUAAAAAAAAAUCAAAAAAAAAAUCUAUUCCCUCUAAAGAUUUGACUAAAGGAUUAUUAUAUUAAAAUUGUUUUAAGGUUGUUUAAUCUUCUAGGUUCUUGGUGUAAAGAUCAAGCACUGUUAAAUGCUGCCAUUUAGGAGUUAAAUCACUGCUUACAGAGCCAAAGCUACACCUACCUUGGCUGAAACUCACACAACCUCCUGAAAAACUCAUUGUUGUGUUUAAUUUCUUAUCUCCUGCUCAGUUAAUGGCCUGCAGGAUCAUCCUGUAUGUUAUUAAAGUUUAAUUAAUAGAGCAGGAGAUAGGAACUUCUAAAUAAAAUAUACUGUGCUGUAAGAACUGAGAAGACUGUGAGCCACAGCCAAUGUAGGAGCGGUAAGGGCUGCAUAAAUAGAAAAAAAAAUUUAACUCCUAAAUAGCAGAGGUUUAAGCAGCAAAACUGCAGGUGCAUGAUUGUACACCAAAACUGCUUUAUUAAGCUAAAGUUGUUUUGGUGCUUAUACGAUCCAUAUAGGCAAAAGGACACUUUGUGCCUUCAUUAUACAAAUAGAAUCUGAUUCCAAUUUCUGCUGGUCAAUGCCUAAUUUGGGAAAUCUUGAGCUCUGAUGUAGAGUACAUGUGACCCAUAUAGUACCCUCUAGGCUUAGUAAACAGCAGCCCUCCUAGAGCCAUGUGUUGUGUUAAAGGAACACUCCAAGAACCAUAACCACUACUGUUCACUGUAGUGAUUAUGGUGCCAUUGGCAACUUGGCACCCCUAUUGUUACUAGCCAAACAGUGUGGCUUCUUACCUGGGGUCCAGCGGGCACCUCUCCCCUCCUCUAUUCCCACGAAGAGCCUGAUACUGCUAAGCAGGAGUUUCCAUUAGUUUUCCUGAGCUAAGCUGUGCAGUGCAGAGCUCUGCAGGGCUUAGCUCAGACUGACAGUUUUCAGAAGUGAAUGCAGCAGACCUCAGGUAUAAAGUCAAACCAUUAUAAAACCAUUUGACUACUUACAAGAGGGGUGUGUUAUCUUGUUUGGAGUAUUCAUCUAAAGCCGAUCUGUCACUUUCAAGGGUCUUUGCAUAUUUUUCAAAGACCCCUGGAAAGACAAAUUGCUUGUUGGUCCAGUGGCGCAGGGUGUAGGGGAUCUAGGUUUUUUGUUUUUUUACUUGCCUCUAGUUGUCACUUAAGGCUGUCCUCAUCUGCCUCCUGCUGUCUCUCUUUGGCUAUUGGCACUUCAUUUGCCAGGAGCCAUAAAGGUACAACACAGGUCUGCAAAAGGAUUUCACGAGGGCCUCCACAAACAAAGCCUGAAUACCACAGUCAUCACUUGUGACAACUGCAGGGAUUUGACAAAAGUUGAAAGAGCAGAGCUUUGCCUUUUGUGAACCCUAGGCUUGUGCAUAAGACAAAAUAGUCCUUAUGGAACUUCAUAGUAUUGAUUAGUAUUUCAUAAAGAAUAUAGCUUUAUGAAUUACUGAAAAGUGACAGAUCUGCUUUAAAUUAUUUUAGUUAUUUUCUAUUGCCAGCAAGUUGGUUUAAGAUCUGUAUAACUCACCAUGUUACAAAUCUGCUGUUGGACUUUUUAAAGGGAUACUAAAGUCACCUGAACAACUACAGCUUAUUGUAUGUGUUCUGGCGAGUUUAAAUAUUUCUUUCAGAGAAAAUGCAGUAUUUAAAGUCUAGGGCAGUGAUGGCUAACCUUGACAUCAUAAAUUCUUUCUGGACUACAUUUCCCAUGAACCUCAGCUAGCUUUUAGAGUCUAAAAGCUAGCUGAGCAUCAUGGAAAAUGUAGUCCAGAAACAAUUUAUGGUGUCAAGGUUAGUCAUCACUAGGGGUAACUCCACUGGCCACUCCUCAGGUGGCUACUAGAGGUGUUUCUAGGGGCAGUGCUGCAAUUCAGUGUCUCCACCCUCUGUAUGGAGACACUGAACUUUCCUCAGAGAUGCAUUGAUUCAAUUUAUCUCUAUGAGGAGAUGCUAAUUGGCCAGGGUUGUGUUUGACCUGUGCUGGCUUUGCCCCGAUCUGCCUCCUUGACAGUCUCAGAUAAUCUAAUGGAAAAGCAUUGUGAUUGGCUCAUAGAAUCACUUCUGGUAAUGUCAGCAAAGCAUGCAGAUCAGGGGCCGAGUCAGCAGCAGCAGACUGGAAUAAAAGUAAGAUUUUACUAUAUGUAGGGGGCUAGAUGUUAACACUAUAGGGUCAGGAAUACAUGUUUGUGUUCCUGACCCUGUAGUGUUUCUUUAAACUAAAUAUCGACAUAAAUGUUGCAGAAUCCAUAAUUUUUUUUAAUCUAUUUUCAGGAAAUCCAGUCAUUAAACAAGAGGAAGAAGAGGGAGAUGGAGAUGCGUAAUAUUUUUGUAUACUUUUAAGUUAUUUCGAUAUCUAUAGAAAAGACUGUCACUUUUUAUAAAUGUUGUUUGUACAUAUAAAGUUUUUUGCAUUUCCCUAAAAGUAUUUUUAUGAAACAUCAUAAUAAUCAUAAAUGUAUUAUAUAAAGUGAAUUAAGUCAGCACAAGACAUUGGAGGGAGAACCUUUUAAAAAAAAUUGUAAUGACUUCUCAGGGCUAAUUGUCAGAGACAUGCUUAUUUGCCAAGUUGUGACAACUAGUCCUCUGGUUUCUGUCUCUGUUCAUAAAUGGCAACUAUACAUUUACGAUAUCAGAUCAAGGGGACAGCUAAAAUGAUAUUUUAAAGAACAUUUAGCAAUACCUUACAUAUAAAACACGGUAAUUUUGAAAUAGAAUAAGUUACUACAUAUCCCCCCCCCCAAUGAAAAAUGAAAUCUUAACUUAGUGGUUUAACCAGAUUUAUAAGAAUAUAUUCAGACUGGGCAUUUGGCAAAUUGAAAAUCAUGCUGCCAUGGUUUGGUAAUUUAAUAGUAAAUUUCUAAAUAUUUAUCUUCCCCAGACCCUAGCUGUCCAGUUUGUAAAGUUUGAAAAUGGUACUUACUGAUCUAUUUCACCCAAGAAUCAGGAGAUCUUUGGUCUCAUAACAUUCAGUGGUGUUGGGUAAUUUCUAAUCUGAUGACACCAACUAACCAGUGUAGUUGGAGCAGGGCAGUAAUAUAAAAGAAGCACUACAUUUAAGGACAGGAUCCAGUGGAUCAAAGGACUUGUCAUUCUCUUUUGGAAGUGACUUUAAGCCAUGACAGGCUGGUGAAAAUAUUAAAAGGAUACUAUAGUCACCUGAACAACUUUAGCUUAAUGAAGCAGUUUUGGUGUAUAUAACAUGCCCCUGCAGCCUCACUGCUCAAUCCUCUGCCAUUUAGGAGUUAAAUCCCUUUGUUUAUGAACCCUAGUCACACCUCCCUGCAUGUGACUUGCACAGCCUUCCAUAAACACUUCCUGUAAAGAGAGCCCUAUUUAGGCUUUCUUUAUUGCAAGUUCUGUUUAAUUAAGAUUUUCUUAUCCCCUGCUAUGUUAAUAGCUUGCUAGACCCUGCAAGAGCCUUCUGUAUGUGAUUAAAGUUCAAUUUAGAGAUUGAGAUACAAUUAUUUAAGGUAAACUACAUCUGUUUUGAAGUGAAACCAGUUUUUUUUUUCAUGUAGGCUCUGUCAGUCAUAGCCAGGGGAGGUGUGGCUAGGGCUACAUAAACAGAAACAAAGUGAUUUAACUCCUAAAUGGCAGUGAAUUGAGCAGUGAAAUUGCAGGGGAAUGAUCUAUACACUAAAACUGCUUUAUUUAAACUUAUUUAAUCAUGAUGAGUUCAGAGACUGUAUAUCCCAUGCCCUGUAUAGCACAGAUAACCAAGCACAAAAAGGUUAGAUGCACAUUCCUAAGUCUGUUCACACAAAGUCAGCUUUCAGAUAAUUAAAGGGAACCGCUACGCUCCAUAACCACUACAGCCAAUGGUUAUGGUUCCAGCAAGCCAUUUCCCCUGUUCUGUGUGUAACAUUUUGUGAUUUGACACAAACGGAAUGUCCCCUAUAAACCUGCAGCCCAGCCCCGCAAUCAGCAUGUGGAAGUUACUUAACAUUAGUAGUAUCCUUUCAUCUAGAUUUGGAUGGCAUCCAUUGGCGUAGCAUGUCAGAAGAAAUACUCUGCAAAUGCAUGCUCUCUAAACUUGGGUGAGCGUCUUCACUGACGUGUUCACAACCUCAGGUUUGAGUCAGAUCGUUUGUAGCAAAACUGGGGGGUAGCUACAUGGAAAUGCUGGCACCAUAACCACUGCAGUGAUCUGUAGUGGUUAUAGUACCUAACCUGCCCAUUUUAAGGUGCAGCCUUACCACUACAGGUAUCACAGCCUCCUUGGCAUUUAGCCAAUGGUCCCACCAUUCUUGUCAAGAAAUAUUGUUCAUAGUAAAUAAA